GGUCACCGAGUUCUCGCGGUGGCAGCCGGGACUUCGGCGGACUGUGUGCCUGCGCUGAGGAAAGGUGCGUGUCCCCAGUGUCCGCUCCGGUCGCCCGGUUAGGAAUGCGCCUCACGAACCCGGUGUGUGCUGUAGUAUUUGACGAAACGCCAGUGGGGACCGCCGUUUAAGAAGAGUCAUGGUUUGGCACUGCUUGUACCAUUAGUUUCUCGGCGUGUGAGCUUGAUUCAUUGAGCUAGCUAGUCGUUAGCCCGCUUCGUUGAUUCAUACUCACGCUAGCUUCAGUCUGUAGCAUACCCGCUAGCCGGUUAGCCAAUCCAGAGUCGAGUAGGAGAGAACCAGACUGACUGCUGAACUCAGCCGGCGUUUCGGGGAGAAGCGGCGGCGGUGGUGGUGGCAGGAGGGGGCCGGGAGAACGCGACGGGGUAGAAGUGAGUCAGGAGCGGCUGAUGAGUUCAGACCAGAGCGGAGAGCCGCCGCUGCUGCAGGAGGAGGCUGAUCCCGGACCGAAGACCGGUGGGAAGGACGAGGCUCCGCUGGGGAGCGAGGGAGGGUCAGGCGGCAUGGUCACCUUCAAGGGUGCUGGUUUGAAUCCUAAUGCCAAGGUGUGGCAGGAGAUGCCCGUGGCCCCCAGCGAGACCGUUACCAGCAACCCUCAUUGGUCUCCCUCGGAUCUCAAUGAGGGUUAUUCUGAGCCUCCGUCUGCUGGGUGCAAGCAGUAUACCGUGGGAUUCCCGGCCCUGGAUAACAGCAGCUCCACAGCAACAGCUGAGAUAGCAGUAAAUGGAAUGGACCCUCCAGAGUUGGGCUUUUCCCCCGCUGAGUCUACAACAGGGACCUCAGUGGAUUCAAAAACGGAAGAACAGCCAAUCUCUUCUGAGAAUCUGCGAGAGUCUCUGAAGAAAGAACUGGAGUAUUAUUUCUCCAGAGAGAACCUCUCAAAGGAUUUGUACCUGAUGUCCCAGAUGGACAGCGAUCAGUUUGUCCCUAUUUGGACUAUUGCCAGUAUGGAGAGCAUUAAAGUCCUCACUACAGACAUGGACCUCAUUCUGGAUGUGUUGAGAUCCUCUCCUAUGGUACAAGUGGAUGAGAAAGGGGAGAAAGUGCGUCCUAAUCACAAGCGGUGCAUUAUCAUUUUGAGAGAAGUUCCCGAAACCACACCUGUUGAGGAAGUGGAGUCAUUGUUCAAAAAUGACAACUGUCCAAAGGUUAUAAGUGUCGAGUUUGCACACAACAACAACUGGUACAUCACAUUCCAAUCGGACACAGAUGCUCAACAGGCGUACAAGUACUUGAGAGAAGAAGUAAAAACAUUUCAGGGAAAACCCAUUAUGGCCAGAAUAAAGGCCAUCAACACAUUUUUUGCAAAGAACGGCUACCGUAGCAUGGACAGCAGCCUGUACGCUCAGCAGUCCCAGAGCCAGUCCCAGUACAGCUCUCCGCUCUACAUGCAGCACGUCUACCCCCAGCAGCAGUACCCCCUCUACGGCAUCGUACCUCCCACCUGGACACCUUCGCCCACACCGUACUUUGAAACGCCUCUGGCUCCGUUUCCCAACAGUAGCUUUGUGAAUGGAUUUGGCUCCGCUGGACACUACAAGACCAGCUCCAGUUCUCUUAAUAUCUCUCGCCCAUUCAACAGAAGCCGUGUACCCCUCUAUUCAAGAAAGAAUGUAAUAAAUGCCUUCAGAAACCACGUGAAGCCCCAGGUGAGGCCAAACGACGUGACCUCAGCAUCCGUAACACCGGUCCCACUGGAAAGCCUGACCGGACUGCGAAGCCCGCAGCCUCCUGCUCCCAACGCUACUGCCGCCGUCUCCACUACUAACACAGUCCAGACAACCACUGACUUGACCAUGGCAUUCUCGCAUCUACCCCCCUCUUCCUCAUUGGACGCCAGCGAUGACAGUGGGGUAGCUGGACGUGGAAGACGUACGACCUACAGAGGAACACGGAGGAGGCGAGAAGAAGAACGGAUUGCGAGGCCUGUACCCUUAACAGAGGUCAAGGUUUCACCACCCAAGUUUGACCUGGCUGCUACCAACUUCCCUCCUCUUCCGGGCUGUGUGGUCAGCACACAGGGGGAGCCAGUGUUAGAAAACCGGAUGUCGGAUGUAGUACGUGGUUUGUACAGGGACAAGGCAGAACAAGCCAAUAAAGAAGCCACUGCGAGUCCAGGUUCAGGUCAAGUCACAGAGGAAGCUGUGGCUGUCAUAAGUCCUGCCCCGGCAGCUGCAAAAUCUGCUACUCAACCACUUGGACCUUCAGCCUCUGGUACUGUUCGUCAGGAGAAGAGAGUCGAACGGGUGGAACCUACGACUCAAAAACCAACUCCACGCACACCUGUCAAAACUCCGGGCAACCCCGCCUCCACACAGCCUGUGCCUAGCUCCAGGCCUCAGACCUCUGCUGCUUCCACACCAGCCACACCCAGCACGGCUGCCCCUGCGACAGCCGCUCUUCCCACCCCUGCACAGGAGCCCCGUAAACUCAGCUACGCCGAAGUGUGUCAAAGGCCACCCAAGGACCCUCCCCCUGCAUCCCCUGCCCCGGCCACCCCGGCCACCUCUAGCACUGCGUCGGGCCAGCCACUACGUGAAUUGCGCGUGAACAAGGCCGAGGAGCCGGGCUCCAGCAGCAGUCCUGGAGACAAGCACGAGAGAAGCCACGACAGGGAGGGGGGAUGGGAAUGCAAGGAGAGCCGGCCACCGCGUGAACGUGACUCUCAAGGCUACCACCGCAGCAAUGGUCCCAGGGGCACCGGGGGCCUCAAGUUCCGGGACCAUAGGCGUCCUCCACCACCCCGACGCAGCUCCCCGCAGGGAGGAUACAGGCACACUGGAAAAGAGCAGAACAUCCCACCAGUAUCGCCAAAAUAAAAACUUGAUAUCAAUAGAAAAAGAUGUAUGAAUAUAUACAUGGAUAUAUAUAAUUAUAUAAAAAUGAAUAACAUAAAAGCAACAACAAUUAUGGUAGCCACCUUCCUCACCCCCCUGGAACAUGUCCAAAGAGAGGCUUUUAAAGUGGCAAUGAGACUGACAUCCAGGACUUAUGGGCAAAAUGACACCUGAAGAACUUUGACGAGUGAUUGGAAAAGAAACAAAAACGUUGUUUUGGCCUUCAGAAAUACGCUUAAAAGAAUUUAAGUGUGACUUACCUGAAGGUUGUUGAUUCGUUCAUGCUCCGCUAGGGAAAGGUGGGAUGCUGGGCCUCGUAAAUGGCCCUCUACCUUUUU
This is a messenger RNA of Pundamilia nyererei, 3235 nucleotides long. RefSeq names its product La ribonucleoprotein 4Aa (gene larp4aa). Gene Ontology annotation, molecular function: mRNA 3'-UTR binding. The record is from RefSeq and is a predicted model, not a curated record. The coding region runs from base 450 to 2879 and encodes 809 amino acids. The transcript is spliced from 17 exons. Gene Ontology annotation, cellular component: cytoplasmic stress granule; cytosol. NCBI's taxonomy places the organism in Eukaryota, Metazoa, Chordata, Actinopteri, Cichliformes, Cichlidae. Gene Ontology annotation, biological process: positive regulation of translation.